AUGCGUUCAUUCCUACAUCCUAGGCGAGUCUUUACAACGCCUGCAUCUGUGGGAACCAGUGAAUAUGGAGAGGCAGAUCCUGAACAGGACCAUCUUAUGAAUCCAUACGAUGUCCAGUCGUUUAAUGAACAUUCAUAUAUUGAGGAAUACUUUUAUGAUAACGCCGAAGGUCGAAAUUUUGAGCCUAAAGCAUUAUCGGUGACUGGAUUGGAUUCGAGACACUCGGAUAUGGUGUCUUCUGAAAACGAUAUGCCGUACCUCGAGCCUGAGCAGGAAUAUACCAAAGAUGCGUGGAAUACGGCCAUGUCGUUCCAUGAUGGACGAGACCAAAGUGUGAAUGCACUUAUGCCACAGAGUGAUAUCCAAAAUGGUGGUUCUGAAUGGCCCAUGUUACCUACUAACACCGUCUCUGGCGACGAAGAAAAAUAUGCAGCACACUAUGGACAAAUCCCUCAACGUCAGCCGCGCCGAUACCGUACUUUAAAGCGCGUACCUUUGCAUAACGGGCACCUUGUCCUUGAUUGUCCUAUUCCUCCGCGCCUUAUGCGUCUUUUACCCAUCCGUGAAGGCCGCGAGUUUGGAUACAUGCGUUAUACUGCUAUCACGUGUGAUCCUGAUCAUUUUGUCACGGAUCGGUAUACAAUUCGACAGCAAUUGUACGGACGACCGCGCACAACAGAGCUAUGCAUUAUUUUGACGAUGUACAAUGAAGACGAGCGCCUUUUUACUCGCACGAUGCAUGGUGUUAUGCUAAAUAUUGCUUAUCUCUGUUCUCUUCGCAAUCAUUCAACCUGGGGUGAAGGUACAUGGAAAAAAGUCGUCGUUUUGAUUGUAUCUGACGGACGUCAAAAAAUUCACAGUCGCACACUCAGUGUACUUGCUGCAAUGGGCAUAUAUCAAGAAGGUGUGGGAAAGAACGCAGUGCAAGGCACUCCCGUUCAGGCGCACAUGUAUGAGUAUACGGCACAAAUUUCUGUCGACUCAUCACUCAAGUUUCGUAGUGCGGAACGUGGAAUCGUGCCCGUUCAAGUGAUAUUUUUACUCAAGGAAGAAAACAAGAAAAAGAUCAACUCUCAUCGGUGGGCAUUCAAUGCACUAUCUCCUUUAUUAAAUCCACGUAUAUGCAUCUUGUUGGACGUUGGUACCAUGCCGAAACCUCACAGCAUUUAUCAUCUGUGGCGCGCUUUUGACAGUGAUCCUAAUGUUGGCGGUGCAUGCGGUGAAAUUGUGGUUCAAAAGGGCAAGUUGUGGCAUGAACUAUUGAAUCCACUCGUGGCUGCUCAACAUUUUGAAUACAAAAUGAGCAAUAUACUUGACAAACCUAUGGAGAGUGCAUUCGGAUACAUCAGUGUGCUGCCGGGUGCAUUUAGUGCAUACCGUUAUACUGCCCUUCAAAAUGAUCCCAUGGGACAUGGACCAUUACAUUCAUACCUCAAGGGUGAAACGAUGCACGGUGGAAAGCAUGAUGCUGACAUUUUUUCGAGCAAUAUGUAUCUCGCGGAAGAUCGUAUUUUAUGUUGGGAGCUUGUCACAAAGCGCGAUAGCGCUUGGCUCUUACGGUUCGUGAAACGUGCACAAGCAGAAACAGACGUACCAACCCAUGUUGCUGAGCUCAUAUCGCAACGUCGCCGAUGGCUGAACGGUUCAUUCUUUGCAGCAAUUCACUCCAUCAUCAAGUUUGGGCGUAUUUACAGGUCAAAACACAGUGUGUUUCGAAAGUUCUUGCUACACGUGGAGAUGCUUUAUCAGACUGUCAUGCUGUUCUUCACUUGGUUUUCACUGGCGAAUUACUUCCUUAUUUUUCAUAUUCUGUCCAGGUCUAUGGAAGAUAUUGCACACUGGAUCCAUGUACCUACCCUGAUAUGUGAAUAUAUCUAUCUCGCGUUCAUUAUCUAUUGUUUCCUCCUCUCCAUGGGAAAUCGUCCACAAGGGAAUCGGAUCGGAUAUCUUGUAUCAAUGAUUGUUUUUGGAUUUGUAAUGCUCAUUCUUGUAUCAUUUGUCGUAUUUUUGGCGUAUUGGAGUAUUAAGAAAGAGGUGGUACAUCACAAGAACGCUGAGAUUCUCACAGAUGGUGUAUUUGUGCGCAUUGUCAUUUCAGUACUCAGCACAUAUGGCAUCUGGUUGCUUGCUUCUCUAAUGUUUUUGGAUCCAUGGCACAUUUUCACGAGUUUAUUUCAAUACAUUCUCGUUUCACCGAGCUUUAUCAACGUUAUCAACAUAUAUGCAUUUUGUAACACCCACGAUGUAUCAUGGGGCACGAAAGGCUCCACUACGCUCUCAAUGGAUUUGGGCCAGGCAUCUGGAACAUCCAACGACGCUGUGGAGGUGACGGUUCCGGACCGCAUGAAAGAUAUCGACGCAGCCUACGAUGAUGCAUGCCAGGCCUUAUCUUCCAGGGAAUCAUUGCCUGCCCCGCCACGAGAUACAGAGCAGGCCCAGAAAGACUAUUAUGCGACUGUGCGCACUAAUGUCGUGCUAGCCUGGACUCUUACGAACGUUGCUCUGGUAAUUGUGAUUCUCAAUGUUUCUCGCAAGGUACACAAUAUAUACAUGGCUGUGCUAUUUUACACAUUUACCAGCUUGGCAUUUUUCCGAUUCCUCGGUGCUUUCGUGUACCUUGUCAGGAAACUAUUUCCCUGA
Messenger RNA from Malassezia restricta, 2640 nucleotides. Its product is annotated as chitin synthase. Lineage: Eukaryota; Fungi; Basidiomycota; Malasseziomycetes; Malasseziales; Malasseziaceae. The transcript has a single exon. Gene Ontology annotation, molecular function: chitin synthase activity. Bases 1 to 2640 code for a protein of 879 amino acids. The record is from RefSeq and is a predicted model, not a curated record. Gene Ontology annotation, cellular component: cell periphery; cell septum.